AUGGAGAACGAAAUAUUCACACCCCUUUUGGAGCAGUUCAUGUCUAGCCCUCUUGUCACCUGGGUUAAGACAUUUGGACCGUUAGCUGGAGGAAAUGGGACCAACCUGGAGGAAUAUGUGGCACUAGUGGAUGGCGUGUUUCUGAACGAAGUCAUGCUGCAAAUUAAUCCAAAGUCUGCUAAUCAGAGGAUAAACAAAAAAGUUAACAAUGAUGCAUCGUUAAGGAUUCAAAAUUUGUCUAUUUUGGUGAAACAAAUAAAAACUUACUAUCAGGAGAAUUUGCAGCAAUUGAUCAUGAUGUCUUUGCCAAAUGUACUAAUAAUUGGCAAAAAUCCUUUUUCUGAGCCAGGUACUGAAGAAAUAAAAAAACUCCUCCUGCUUUUACUUGGUUGUGCAGUUCAGUGUCAGAAAAAAGAAGAAUUUAUUGAAAGAAUCCAAGGUCUGGAUUUUGACACAAGAGCAGCUGUUGCAGCCCAUAUUCAAGAGGUAACUCAUAAUCAAGAAAAUGUGUUUGAUCUGCAGUGGAUGGAUGUAAUUGUGUUGACACAAGAAUAUGUGGAACCUCUCUUGAAAAAUAUGGCAUUACAUUUAAAAAGACUUAUAGAUGAAAGAGAUGAGCACUCAGAGACUAUCAUAGAACUCUCAGAAGAACGGGACUGUCUCCGUUUUCUACCUCACGCAUCGGCUGCACAAUCACCUUGUGGAUCUCCUGGCAUGAAACGCACUGAAAGCAGACAGCACCUGUCAGUAGAGCUAGCAGAUGCCAAAGCAAAGAUAAGAAGGCUUAGGCAAGAGCUUGAGGAAAAGACUGAGCAGUUGCUUGACUGUAAACAAGAACUUGAACAGAUGGAAGCUGAACUAAAGAGACUUCAGCAAGAGAAUAUGAAUUUACUCUCAGAUGCCCGUUCUGCCAGAGUGUAUAGAGAUGAAUUAGAUGCUCUUCGUGAGAAGGCAAUUCGAGUUGACAAGCUUGAAAGUGAAGUCAGCCGGUAUAAAGAGAGGCUGCAUGAUAUUGAAUUCUACAAAGCUAGAGUGGAGGAGUUAAAGGAAGACAAUCAAGUGUUGCUAGAAACAAAGACAAUGUUGGAGGAUCAAUUAGAGGGGACCCGAGCCCGUUCUGAUAAAUUACAUGAGUUAGAAAAAGAGAAUCUACAAUUAAAAGCUAAAUUACAUGAUAUGGAGAUGGAGCGUGAUAUGGACAGAAAGAAGAUUGAGGAACUCAUGGAAGAAAAUAUGACUCUAGAAAUGGCUCAGAAACAAAGUAUGGAUGAAUCGUUGCAUCUUGGCUGGGAGCUUGAACAGAUAAAUAGAACUACUGAACUUUCUGAAGUGCCACAGAAAUCACUUGGUCAUGAAGUAAAUGAACUGACAUCAAGCAGAUUACUGAAGUUAGAAAUGGAAAACCAAAGUUUGCUGAAGACAGUGGAAGAACUACAAAGUACAAUGGGUUCUGUAGAAGGCAGUAAUUCAAGGAUGCUGAAAGUGGAAAAAGAAAACCAAAGACUUACCAAAAAGCUUGAAGAGCUAGAGAAUGAAGUUAGCCAAGAAAAACAAAGUCUUCAGAACAGUCAAAAUCUGAGUAAAGAUUUGAUGAAAGAAAAAGCACAGCUUGAAAAGACACUUGAAGCACUUCGAGAAAACUCAGAGCGACAAAUAAAGCUAUUAGAACAAGAAAAUGAACAUUUAAAUCAAACUGUAGCUUCUCUAAGACAACGCUCACAAAUCAGUGCUGAAGCAAGAAUGAAAGAAAUUGAAAAAGAAAAUAAAAUCCUUCAUGAGUCUAUUAAAGAGACAAGCAGUAAGUUAAAUAAGAUUGAGUUUGAGAAAAAACAAGUCAGGAAAGAACUGGAACACUACAAAGAGAAAGGAGAGAGAGCAGAAGAACUUGAGAAUGAACUGCAUCAUCUGGAGAAGGAAAAUGAAUUAUUACAGAAAAAAAUUACUAACUUAAAAAUUACUUGUGAGAAGAUAGAGGCCUUAGAACAAGAAAACUCAGACCUGGAAAUGGAAAACAGAAAACUCAAAAAAACUUUGGAUAGCCUAAAAAAUCUGACUUUUCAAUUAGAAUCCUUAGAAAAGGAGAAUUCACAACUUGAUGAAGAAAACUUAGAAUUAAGAAGAACGAUUGAAUCCUUGAAGUGUACAAGCAUUAAAGUAGCACAGUUACAAUUAGAAAAUAAGGAAUUGGAGAGUGAAAAGGAACAACUUAAAAAAAGCCUUGAACUCAUGAAAGCCUCAUUUAAGAAAACUGAACGCUUGGAAGUCAGCUACCAAGGCCUAGACACAGAAAACCAAAGGUUACAGAAAGCUCUUGAAAACAGCAAUAAGAAGAUUCAGCAAUUAGAAAGUGAAUUACAAGAUUUAGAGUCUGAAAAUCAGACUCUGCAAAAGAACUUAGAAGAGUUAAAAAUCUCUAGUAAGCGCCUAGAGCAAUUGGAAAAGGAGAAUAAGCUGUUAGAACAAGAGACUUCUCAGCUGGAAAAAGAUAAGAAACAGCUAGAAAAAGAAAAUAAAAGGCUUCGACAACAAGCAGAAAUUAAAGAUAGUACUUUAGAAGAAAACAAUGUAAAAAUUAGUAAUCUGGAAAAGGAAAAUAAAUCUCUAUUUAAAGAAAUAGUUGUAUAUAAAGAGUCAUGUGUACGCCUGAAAGAACUAGAAAAAGAAAAUAAAGAACUUGUGAAAAGAGCUACCAUUGAUAAGAAAACCCUUGUCACUUUACGAGAGGACUUGGUGAAUGAAAAAUUGAAGACCCAACAAAUGAACAAUGAUCUAGAAAAACUUGCCCACGAACUUGAAAAAAUAGGCUUAAACAAGGAGCGUCUGUUGCAUGAUGAACAGAGCAGUGAUGACAGGUACAAGCUUUUGGAGUCAAAAUUAGAAUCCACACUUAAGAAGUCUCUCGAAAUAAAAGAAGAAAAAAUUGCUGCUCUGGAGGCUCGUUUAGAAGAAUCAACAAAUUUAAACCAGCAGCUCCGUCAGGAACUUAAAACAGUGAAAAAGAACUAUGAAGCUCUCAAACAAAGACAAGAGGAGGAAAGGAUGGUUCAGAAUUCUCCUCCAAGAAGUGGAGAAGAAAAUCAAUCUGUCAAUAAGUGGGAGAAAGAAAAUCAGGAAACUACUAGAGAAUUAUUGAAAGUUAAAGAUAGAUUAAUCGAAGUGGAAAGGAAUAAUGCUACACUUCAGGCAGAGAAGCAAGCACUGAAGACACAAUUAAAGCAACUUGAGACACAGAAUAGCAAUUUGCAGGCUCAAAUUCUUGCACUUCAGAGACAGACUGUUUCUCUACAGGAACAAAAUACAACUCUACAAACUCAAAAUGCCAAGCUGCAGGUUGAAAAUUCCACCCUUAAUUCUCAAAGCACAUCUCUUAUGAAUCAGAAUGCACAACUGUUGAUCCAGCAGUCUGCUUUAGAAAAUGAAAAUGAAUGUGUGCUCAAGGAACGUGAGGAUCUGAAAUCAUUGUAUGAUUCACUUCUCAAAGAUCAUGAAAAACUGGAACACCUGCAUGAACGCCAAGCUUCCGAGUAUGAAUCUCUGAUCGCUAAACAUGGAAGUCUUAAAUCUGCACACAAAAAUUUGGAGGUGGAGCAUAAGGACUUAGAAGAUAGGUACAAUCAGUUGCUGAAACAGAAGGUGCAGCUGGAAGAACUGGAGAAAGUACUCAAGAUAGAACAGGAGAAAAUGCUGCAGCAAAAUGAAAAGCAUGAAACUGUAGCAGCAGAGUAUAAAAAACUUCGUGAUGAAAAUGAAAGGCUUACUCAUACACACAGUCAGCUCUUGAGGGAGAAUGAAGUUCUCCAAACCGAUCAUAAGAAUCUGAAAACGUUAUUGAACAAUUCCAAGCUAGAACAAACACGAUUAGAAGCUGAGUUUUCUAAACUCAAGGAACAGUACCAACAACUAGAUAUUACAUCAACAAAACUAAAUAAUCAAUGUGAGCUGCUUAGCCAGCUUAAAGGAAAUCUGGAGGAGGAAAACAGACAUCUACUAGAUCAAAUUCAGACAUUAAUGCUACAGAAUAGAACAUUACUUGAGCAGAAUAUGGAAAGCAAGGAUCUCUUCCAUGUAGAGCAAAGGCAGUACAUUGACAAGCUAAAUGAAUUAAGGCGACAGAAAGAGAAAUUGGAGGAGAAGAUAAUGGAUCAGUAUAAAUUUUAUGAACCAUCUCCGCCAAGAAGAAGGGGCAACUGGAUUACUCUGAAAAUGAGGAAGCUGAUAAAGUCUAAGAAGGAUGUUAAUCGAGAACGUUUGAAGUCCGUGACACUUACGCCUACCCGCUCAGAAUCCAGUGAAGGAUUUCUUCAGCUGCCCCACCAGGACAGUCAGGAUAGUUCCUCUGUGGGCUCAAACUCUCUUGAAGAUGGCCAGACCCUGGGGACCAAAAAGAGUAGUAUGGUUGCACUGAAAAGACUGCCCUUUUUGAGGAACAGACCGAAGGAAAAAGACAAAAUGAAGGCCUUCUACCGUCGCUCCAUGUCCAUGAAUGACCUGGUGCAGUCCAUGGUCCUAGCAGGAGGACAAUGGACAGGUAGUUCUGAGCAUCUGGAGGGUCCUGAUGAUAUAUCUACGGGUAAAAGGAGGAAAGAAUUGGGAGCUAUGGCCUUCUCUACUACAGCUAUCAACUUUGCAACUGUCAACUCUUCUACAGGCUUCAGAUCCAAGCAGUUGCUAAAUAAUAAAGAUGCUACAUCCUUUGAAGAUGUAAGUCCACAAGGUAUUAGUGAUGAUUCUAGUACAGGAUCAAGAGUUCAUGCUUCCAGACCAGCCAGCCUUGAUAGUGGCAGAACAUCCACUAGCAAUAGCAAUAACAAUGCUUCACUCCACGAAGUCAAAGCAGGUGCAGUUAACAAUCAAAGCAGGCCACAAAGUCACAGCAGCGGAGAAUUUAGUCUGCUACAUGAACAUGAGGCUUGGUCUAGCAGCAGCAGCAGUCCUAUUCAGUAUUUGAAAGGUCAUACAAGGUCCAGUCCUGUGCUCCAGCAGCGAACGCCUGAAACACUGGAUAGUCGUGGAAGACAGAUCAAAAGCGGUUCUCCUGGAAGUGAAGUUGUUACCUUGCAACAGUUUUUAGAAGAAAGCAACAAGAGUACCUCAAGCGAGAUGAAAUCUGCAAGUGAAGAGAAUCUUUUAGAUGAAGUCAUGAAAAGCUUGUCUGAGUCUGCGGAGCUGACAGGAAAGGAAAAGCUAAGAAAACAGCCAUCUGCCAGUUGUGGUAUUGUUAGAUCAUUAAGUGUAAAAAGUACAGUUGAUUUCUCAGAUGGACGAUCCAUUAAACCAGAACAACUUGUAAGGCCCAGCCUUCGUAAAACUGAAGAUACCUACUUUACUAGUUCUCCCCUAAAAUUUACAUCAGGCACUCAAGGGAAGACCAAAUCAGUUAAAGAAAAGAUACAAGCAACUGUAUCACAGCGACAAUCAAGAGAUUGCAAUCCUUAUGCUACCUUACCUCGUGCAAGCAGUGUGAUUUCUACGGCAGAAGGAACUACUCGAAGGACAAGCAUUCACGAUUUUUUGUCUAAGGACAGUAGACAACCUGUAUCAGUUGAUCCAGCACCAUCCACCACUGACAGAAGUGUUCCAUCGACCUCUAAUGUGGAAGCUAUACCAGAAAGCAGAAAUUCAAAAAGCAGGUCUAGGGAGCAACAAAGCUCCUAAUUCUAUUACCCACUACAUGAGAUGUGGGCCAAGUGAGAGAAAAGUGUCCUUCAGUAUCUCAGUGUGAAGCCUUUAUAUCUGAAGUUACAAGACAGCGACUGUAGGAAUCAUUAAUAAAAAUUAAGGGAAUUUUUUACAUUCUUCGUGACUAGAGCAGGAAAGAAAUAAAAACCUACCUACCUUCCUUCCUUGAAUCAAGGAGCUCUACUGGAGUCUACUGCCGAAAAUUUGUAGAUGGUCUUAGGAAUUAUUGCACAUUGCACUGUUAAGAUCUACUGAAUAAAGGACAGUUCUCAUCUCCCUAAGGACCAAGAAUUUUAAGGUCUCAAGAAUUACUCCAGGGAAAAAAGAA
Molecule: messenger RNA, 6007 nt
Organism: Leptosomus discolor (cuckoo roller)
Lineage: Eukaryota; Metazoa; Chordata; Aves; Leptosomiformes; Leptosomidae
Gene: CCDC88A
Product: coiled-coil and HOOK domain protein 88A
Biological process (GO): cytoskeleton-dependent intracellular transport; cytoplasmic microtubule organization
Cellular component (GO): centrosome; cytoplasm
Molecular function (GO): dynein light intermediate chain binding; microtubule binding
Source: RefSeq, a predicted model, not a curated record